CUCUCAGGGUUGUAAUCCGCUGGCGCAAACCGGCCGGAGCAAACUGCAGAAUCAAAGAGCUGCCUUGAACCAGCAGAUCCUGAAAGCCGUGCGGAUGAGGACCGGAGCUGAAAACCUUCUGAAAGUAGCCACGAACCAGAAGGUGCGGGAGCAGGUGCGGCUGGAGCUGAGCUUUGUCAACUCGGACCUGCAGAUGCUCAAGGAAGAGCUGGAGGGGCUGAACAUCUCGGUGGGAGUCUAUCAGAGCACGGAGGAGGCAUUUGCAAUGCCCCUGAUUCCUCUUGGCCUGAAGGAAACGAAAGAUGUCGACUUUUCGGUCGUCCUUAAGGAUUUUAUCCUGGAACAUUACAGUGAAGAUAGCUAUUUAUAUGAAGACGAAAUCGCAGAUCUUAUGGAUCUGAGACAAGCUUGUCGGACGCCCAGCCGGGACGAGGCCGGGGUCGAACUGCUGAUGACUUACUUCCUCCAGCUGGGUUUUGUCGAGAGCCGCUUCUUCCCGCCCACGCGACAGAUGGGGCUCUUGUUUACCUGGUACGACUCCCUCACUGGGGUCCCGGUCAGCCAGCAGAACUUGCUCCUGGAGAAGGCCAGUGUCUUGUUCAACGUGGGCGCCAUCUACACCCAGGUCGGGACCCGGUGCAACCGGCAGACGCAGGCUGGGCUCGAGAGUGCCGUGGACGCCUUCCAGAGAGCCGCAGGGGUUUUAAACUACCUGAAGGAGACGUUCACGCACACCCCCAGCUACGACAUGAGCCCCGCCAUGCUCAGCGUGCUCAUCAAAAUGAUGCUCGCACAGGCGCAGGAAAGCGUGUUUGAGAAAUUCUGCCUUCCCGGGAUCCGGAACGAAUUCUUCAUGCUGGUGAAGGUCGCUCAGGAGGCUGCCAAGGUGGGAGAGGUCUACCAGCAGCUGCACGCGGCCAUGAGCCAGGCACCGGUCAAAGAGAAUGUCCCCUACUCCUGGGCCAGCCUGGCCUGCGUGAAGGCUCACCACUACUCGGCCCUGGCCCACUACUUCACUGCCACCCUCCUCAUCGACCACCAGCUGAAGCCAGGCGCGGACGAGGACCACCAGGAGAAGUGCCUGUCCCAGCUCUACGAGCACAUGCCCGAGGGGCUGACGCCCCUGGCCACGCUGAAGAACGAGCAGCAGCGCCGACAGCUGGGGAAGUCCCACCUGCGCGCAGCCGUCACCCACCACAAGGAGUCCGCGCUGGAGGCCAGCCUGUGCAAGAAGCUGCGCCACAUCGAGGUGCUGCAGGAGGUGCUCUCUGCGGCGCACGAGCGCUCCUGGCUCAAGUACACGCAGCACCAGGCGGACGACGAUCUCCUGACCUUGAUCGACGCUCCCAACAUUGCUUCUAAAACUGAACAGGAGGCUGAAAUUACGUUGCCCCAGUUCUCCAAGUUGGAGGUAACGGACUUCUUUCAGAAGCUGGGCCCCUUAUCCGUGUUUUCGGCCAACAAGAGGUGGACACCUCCUCGGAGCAUUCACUUCACCACAGAAGAAGGGGACUUGGGGUUCACCCUGAGAGGCAACGCCCCAGUUCAGGUCCACUGCCUGGACCCGCACUGCUCGGCCGCGCUGGCAGGAGCCAAGGAGGGAGAUUAUAUUGUGUCCAUUCAAGGCGUGGAUUGCAAGUGGCUGACGGUGAGCGAGGUCAUGAAACUGCUGAAGAGCUUGGGCGAGGACGGGAUCGCGAUGAAGGUCGUGAGCCUCCUGGACUCCACGUCGUCCAUGCAUAAGUGUGCCACAUACUCUGUGGGAAUGCAGAAAACGUACUCCAUGAUCUGCUUAGCCAUCGAGGAUAACGAUAAAACUGAUAAAACCAAGAAAAUCUCGAAGAAGCUUUCCUUCCUGAGCUGGGGCGCCAGUAAGAACAGACAGAAGUCAGCCAGCACCUUGUGCCUCCCUUCGGUUGGGGUUUCGAGGCCUCAGAUCAAGAAGAAGCUCCCCUCUCCUUUCAGCCUUCUCAACUCCGACAGUUCUUUGUACUAACGUGAGGAAGCAAAAACGUUCAGGCCCCAAACGUUGACGGUGUGGACUUGACAGUGUGGAAGAGGCCUUCAAAAUUUGUGCCAUAACGGAAAUAUCUAAAUGUUUUCGGAUCCCAUUUUCACGUGGUAUAGAUUUGCAUUUCAUGUGUUUUUAUGAAUGAAAGUAACAAGAAACCUCUAGAAAUUUGUGACAGACUUCUUUGAGGAGUGUCACUAUAUUGCUGCAAGUUAUUUAUUAUAUAAAGUAUCGUAGAUGGUGUUGAUAAUAUGGCUGUUUUUAAUGGUUAGGACUGUUUGUAAGUUUUCAGGUUUGGGGAACAAUCAUUCCUUAAUCUAGAAUUCAGACGCCCCCUGAAUUAAGGCAAUUCAGAGGACUGUGAUGGUAGAAUUAAAUUAGCGUUACUAAAAACUGUUCCAAAGAGCUGCUUUUCCUAAUAGGAGUUAUUUAACCUAAAACAACAAGAUUUACUAUUAAUAUCUAUAUAAUAUGAAUGCUAUUUCUAGAUAAAGUCUAGUGCCAAAUUUGUCUUGAUUUAUUAAAUAAAAACAAUUUAGGAGCAUCUUUUCUUCUACUUUGAUGUCAUUUAAUUUAAAAGUUGCUAACACAGUGGCAGUGUUAGAUGACGAUGCUGUCUACAAGGUAGAUAAUAUACUGUUUGAUACUCGAAACAUUUUUCAUGUUGUUGAAAGCAGAAGGUACAUAACUGUAUAUUUUAAGUCUUGAGUAAGGGGGUUUUACAUC
This is a messenger RNA of Propithecus coquereli (Coquerel's sifaka), 2737 nucleotides long. It is a transcript of the gene RHPN2, whose product is annotated as rhophilin, Rho GTPase binding protein 2. Gene Ontology annotation, biological process: signal transduction; negative regulation of stress fiber assembly. Bases 95 to 1996 code for a protein of 633 amino acids. NCBI's taxonomy places the organism in Eukaryota, Metazoa, Chordata, Mammalia, Primates, Indriidae. The record is from RefSeq and is a predicted model, not a curated record. The transcript has 14 exons. Gene Ontology annotation, molecular function: protein binding.